This is a messenger RNA of Xiphias gladius (swordfish), 5502 nucleotides long. RefSeq names its product pre-B-cell leukemia transcription factor 4 (gene pbx4). Gene Ontology annotation, biological process: embryonic organ development; animal organ morphogenesis; neuron development. Gene Ontology annotation, molecular function: DNA-binding transcription factor activity, RNA polymerase II-specific; RNA polymerase II cis-regulatory region sequence-specific DNA binding. NCBI's taxonomy places the organism in Eukaryota, Metazoa, Chordata, Actinopteri, Istiophoriformes, Xiphiidae. The transcript has 10 exons. The record is from RefSeq and is a predicted model, not a curated record. Gene Ontology annotation, cellular component: nucleus. The coding region runs from base 609 to 1958 and encodes 449 amino acids.
UCUGUAGUGCUAUGAGUUCAAUGGUCAGCGCGACGCACACAGCUCGCGCAGCCCAGCACAUCCCACAUACUCGCGCGACAUCAACAACAAUGGCAAACCGUAGUCUGUUUUGGUAGGAGAUUUCUGAUUGGGAGCUAGACGGUACGAAACCCUCGUCGCUGUAUUCACGUCUUAUUUCUUUUUUUUGUUUGAAUCGGUGAGUUUUAUUUUAAGACGAGCGCUCGUCUGUCAUAUUUUUCGUUUUUAAUUUUUUUUUUUCGAAAAUGUGCGAGGCGCUGUUGGCAAGCUCACACAGUCUGUGCAUGUGUGUCCCUGCUGCUUUUCUGCUGGGCUACAGCUACUAACCUAGCUGCUUUUCACUCGGUGGUUAGCUAACGUUAGCCUGGCCGCGUUUAUUGACUUGAGGGGAAAAACACAAGCGAAUGUAAAGCGUAUUUGUGCGAUCUGUUUUAUGACAACAACCUUUAACUAUUUGCUAAUCGUCGUUGUCGGGUACGGUAAGAAGUAUUGUAUGAUUUGUCGUAGAAAAUACUUUGCUGGCUAGCUAACAGGCUAGCUAUUUGUGUGUAUUCUUUGACUGAGGAAAACGGCGAGUUUUCUUUGAAAGUAUGGAUGACCAGACCAGGAUGAUGACGGGUCUCACCGGACUCGGUGGACUACCACAAGCCGAUGUCGGUGACCCAGACUCGGUCAGGAAACAGCAGUCCCUCGGUCAGCCUCAACAAGACAUAGGGGAUAUCCUACAGCAAAUAAUGGCCAUCACCGACGAAAGCCUGGACGAAGCACAGGCCAGAUGCUGGCCAGAGGAAUCGCCGGCGCAUUGGGGUGGAUCAGACGACCCCACAGAGGGAGGGAGAGCAGGGGGGGGCAUGGCAGGGGGUGGCCUGCCACUCAACUUCCAGCACAGGAAGCAUGCCCUGAACUGUCACAGAAUGAAGCCAGCCCUCUUCAGCGUUCUCUGUGAGAUCAAAGAGAAAACGGUGCUGAGUAUACGAGGUGUGCAGGAGGAGGACCCCCCAGAUCCCCAGAUCAUGCGGUUGGACAACAUGCUGCUAGCAGAGGGGGUGUCAGGACCAGAGAAGGGCGGUGGAUCGGCUGCGGCGGCUGCGGCAGCAGCGGCAGCAGGGGGCUCACCCACUGACAGCAGCAUCGAACACUCCGACUACAGAGCCAAGCUUGCCCAGAUCCGCCAGAUAUAUCAUUCUGAGCUGGAGAAGUACGAGCAGGCCUGCAGUGAGUUCACCAACCAUGUAAUGAACCUGCUGAGAGAGCAGUCUCGCACACGGCCCAUCUCUCCCAAGGAGAUUGAGCGCAUGGUGGCCAUCAUCCACCGCAAGUUCAGCUCCAUUCAGAUGCAGCUCAAACAGAGCACCUGCGAGGCCGUCAUGAUUCUGCGCUCACGCUUCCUUGAUGCCAGACGUAAGAGGCGCAAUUUCAACAAGCAAGCUACAGAGGUGCUGAACGAGUAUUUCUACUCCCACUUGUCUAACCCUUACCCUAGUGAGGAAGCCAAGGAGGAACUGGCCAAAAAGUGUGGGAUCACUGUGUCUCAGGUCUCUAAUUGGUUUGGCAACAAGAGAAUACGCUACAAGAAGAACAUUGGUAAGUUCCAGGAGGAAGCGAAUCUCUACGCAGUUAAAACGGCGGUGGAUGCUGCCAAUGUGUCAGCGCAGGCUAGCCAGGCCAAUUCUCCAGCAACACCCAACUCAGGCGACGCCUACCUAGGCCUGCGUUCACUCAACGGGGAGGGUCACAACAUCGCCCCCUCUCUACAGUCGCAGGUGGAUACCCUGCACCGUGCUACACACCUGACGGGCGGCUAUGAGGAGCUGUCGGGUAGUGGCCUCUACACCCCUCAUCACCUGGAUGCUAACAGCUGGCAGGACACCACCAACCCCCCCUCGGUCACCUCCCCUCCCGGUCCUCCUGGCAGCGUCCACUCCGACACCUCCAACUGAUCUGGUGGCUUUCCCUGCCAUCACUUCAUUCCCACUGUGGUCUGCUCUGACUACCAUCCUCUGUCCCCAUUCUUCAGUAUUCUCUUGUCUCUCAGCUAGACAGUCACACAUGGCUGCAUUUGCAUUUCAUAAACACACACUGUGCUGGAACACAGGACAGCCAAACAGUAGUUAAGAGGAAUUCUCCCUCCACCCCACAGCUCCAUAGCUCAGAAUGAAAGCGAGAUGGAGCUUACUGAUACUGAGACAGUAGAAAACAUCUUUACUAUCAAGGACUUUUUGAAAACCACUGACCCAGGUGUGUAGAUGAUCAUGAUGUCUGUACAUUAUGUGUAUAUGCACGUUAACUUCACACAGUACUCACACAGCUUGUCCAUAUGCUGUUGACCUCUGCACUCGACCCUUUGCUUUGGAAAACUGUGUGUGAUUGCCUGUAUCUCUUGAAGCCUUGGCAUUUGACAGCCAAACUGUUGAUACAGUUCACCAGGGAGCUCUGCUCACCUUGCUCGUACCAAAGUGCUGCCCCGGUAGUUGUCAACACAUCUGUUCCUCCGAGAUCACCCUCUGCCAACCCGACACAAGACGCUGUUGUAUCUUCCAGUCCUUAUAGCUUGAUAUUUCAUUUUGUUGGAGAUUUCAAAGUGAAUAAUUGAUACGUGCGCAAAGAUGCAUGCAACCCCCUUCCAUAACACACACGCACACGCACACACACACACACACACACACACACACUCUACAACUUCUCAGUCUUUUUCAUAGUGAGCUGACAUAAAAGAUGUGUCAAGCACAAAAGUUAGCAUCCUUGUUAUGGGUGUCUCUACCUGUAAAAGGGUAGUUAAGGGGAUCACUGUUUUAAACCAGGCAGGACAGGUGAUGAUAGGGCUGGCAAGAAGAGGAUGAAAGGGCAGAGAGAGGAGAAUAUCUUUGGUUGAGUGGAUGUAACUAAUAGCCCUUUUUGUUGCUAACCAAUAGAGGGUGUUGGUAGAUGGCUUGUAGACUUUACUUCUUGCUUUCUGUCCACUAGUUUAUUUGAUUGUAGGCUAUUUUCUAAUGCUGUUUCACCAAGAAUGCACCAGCCACCACCAAAAAUGAGCUCAAUAAAGCAUCGAAAUGACGUUAGGAGAAGGGUGGAAAGAUUGUGGGGCAUUGAUGUGUUAUUGGGACAAACGUGACAUGAAUUUAGAAACGUGACUGUCUUCCAUGCAUGUAGGACUUCUAGGCGUGAUAUUGUUUUCAUUUAACCUUCCAAGUUUUUAGCUUCGUUUUUAUUAACAAAAAAUAAAGGGUAUAAUUAUUACAGUCAGACCAAAAAGGAAAAAGUGCAUCAAGUAUUGCUAUGAUGUGUGUCUCUGUGUGGGCGUGUGUACAGUCUUCUUGGGAUGUUUUAGUCAAACUGGCUGGUGCCCUCUUACCUUUGUAAGCAUUAUAGAGACUGGGUGCUUCCACCAGCCAAUGACACAGCAGGUGGGGUUCAACUGAGAUCUCCUCCCCACCUUGAAACAUUUUAAGCUCGUGAGCCCGAGGCAACACGCUACAACCUUCUGUUGUACCAAAACCAAAAAUACCACAUUCAGCAAUGUAAUAAUGCUACUCUGUGUCUCUCUAAAGCUGGUGCACAACCACCUUUUCAGUUCGAGGCGAGGAGGGAAUUAUAUUUGUAUCUAUGUCUCUCUGUGUGGUGUUGUCAUGCCUCAAGUUGAUUUCAUUUUUGGGGUUUUUUUUUUGUUGUGGGGCUUCAUGGGAGGGUGGGUGGAGUGAGGACUGUCAUAUCAGACCUGUAAUUUGAUUGUGAGCAUAGAAGGUAUGCUCUCCCUUUUACCCAUCUUUCGGUAUCUUCUGGUAAAACCACAACCUUUUUUUGUUUUUAGUUCUAUGGCCAAUUGGGCAAGGGCUUUUCUCUCUCCUCUGUUACCAAAAAAAGAGGCAGCACUGGGUGUAUUAAAAAAAAAAAAAAAUUACUUGUGUUUAAGACAAACCUGCAGCGUUUUUGGGGAUUUUCAUUCUUUGAAACUAUUUUGUAUUACAUUAACUGUUAUGUGAAUAACAAAGCAUUUUGAUAGUAAGGUAAAGCCUUAUGAAUAUUUAAGUGUCAGUCAAAACUUUGUUGAACCAUAUGUUACAGAACAAAACUUGAGCUUGUAAGCUGGUCACAUGUGAUAUCCCACAUUUAAUUACUUGUUUUGUUACUCAUGGCAGUUCAUACGAGUGUAUCUUAUGAAUAACGUUAUCGCCACACCAAAUUAUCAUGCCCCCCCCACCCCUUCCCUUUUUUCUACCUGUUGUAAUGGAUGUCACUGUACAGUUUGUGUAAUGUUUCAGUAUUUUUUUUUUUCCUUUUAUAAACUUUGAUGUUUGGUUGAGAUGCCAGUUUUAUUUGGGCCUUUGUGUCACAGGAUUCACAAUAACUCUGUAUCAAUUUUGAAUAUUAUUUAGGUCUUUUGUUACAUAACCAGGUGACAAUGUAUGGUUUAGAGGUGUAACAUUUUGUGCUGUGGAAAGAUAAUGGUAUCAGUUGAAGUCCUACAAUGGACAUAUUUAGUGUAUUUUGCCAUGCUAAUCCCUGGACACCCUUCUCAUAUGAUUCCACCGGCAUUUCUUUUUAUUUUUUAUUUUCCAAAUACCCUCAGUUAUACAGUCUCUUUCACAAAUAUUCACCCACUUGUGUCUGAUUUGAUUCUUACUCUUGUUUGAAAGCUGUUCAAAUUAUUCCAUGAAAUGAGAAGUUCCUGUGUAUGGAGUGGAAAAAUGAUUUUUUUUAAAUGGACUAAGUUACAUAGGCGGUUGAUAAAUUCUAACUCUUGGAGCUUCAAAUUUAUCAGGCCAUGACAGCUAAAGUACAAGGUGCAGAUGCUGGCUGUUUUGUGGAAAGUUAAUGUCAGAUUAUUUUUGACUAACAACUAAAUAGCAACUUAGAUCAAAUGGUUAAAUUCUUGUUACACCCGGAAACAGGAAGACUCACAUUUUAGUGCUGGGUCUGCACUUUGCUCCAGUCAUCAUGCACCAGUUCUGUCACUCGCCUCCAGAGUAAUGACUACAGCCAAACACCUACGCCUAAACAGUUAAAUGUCAAUAUAUACAUUGUGUGGUCCCCUGUAAUUUUGCAACAGGACAGCAAUUUUCAAUCAUGUUUAAAACUUGUUUGAAUUCUGCAAGUGACUAAAUGACUUCCACAGCAUCAAAUGUCUUCUUAAGCCUUUUUGAUUUCUUUGUUUUUAUUAGUAUAUUUGUAUCUCCCCUCUUUCCCUUGUAUUUACCCCUCUCUCUACCUCUGUCUUUCCAUUUUUCUUGUAUAUAACCCCCACUGUUUUCAGACUUGUGAGUCUGUAUGAACUCCUUUUAUACCUCAACUUUAGAAUUGUUCUAGAAAGAGUAAAACAAAAGGAAGAAUAUGACAAAUUGUAGUGUUCUUAUUAGAAAAUUAAUAAAAUGAUUUAGUGUGUUUUUUUCUUUUUUUUUCAGUAUUUGAUUUCAAAUAUUAGGGGUGUUUCAUUUUAUAAUUUGUCACAAAUGCUCUUGUGAUAGUCAAAUGUAAUAAAAGGAGAGA